Messenger RNA from Magallana angulata, 967 nucleotides. RefSeq lists its product as uncharacterized. The record is from RefSeq and is a predicted model, not a curated record. The coding region runs from base 287 to 967 and encodes 226 amino acids. The transcript is spliced from 3 exons. Lineage: Eukaryota; Metazoa; Mollusca; Bivalvia; Ostreida; Ostreidae.
CGACACACCUUCCGUUUGGAAGUCAACAUGCGGGCUUAUAGAGCUAGCUGACACAGAAAUGAUGCUGGAACAAAUAAUAUAGGGGGGUGCUUGUUGCUGAAUGAAUCACACUUUUUCGAAAAAAUCCUCUGGUAUCUGUCCGUCAUAGCCUUGGAGGUUUACGUGAUAUUGCAGUUGUGAAAGUGAUUAGAAGAAAAGGCAGUGGAGCUAUAGAAAGGGGGUGAUAAUUGGACAAGUUGUUUACAUCUCAAGAAACAAUGCCGAGGAAUUCAGGAAAUUGCUGAGCAUGGAAGGUGGCGAUCGCUCUCCUGUAUCAUUUCGGGAACCCCAGGUGGUGAAUGGAGGAACUAAUUUCUGUGGUGGGGAAGGGGAGAGGAGAAGUAAUAAACCCACAGAGAUGACCUUCAGUGCCAAGAAGCCACCCAGGAAGAAACAGUCUGGGGGUGGGAGGCAGUGUCACAAUAAUAUAUACGGAUUAUUGGAGGACCACAUCAUCAGGGGGUCAGGGAGGGGGAGGAAGGAGUGGUGCCCCAAGGUCAGGGGCGAGUGGGGACAGAGGAGCUCCAGUCUGUCCCCUCACCUGGUCAGGCAGCACAGGACCGUGCGGUCAGCUCCCUCCUCAGCCCCUACCUCGGCCCCCACCUCACCUUUAACAGCACACAGAAGGCAUGGAAGUUUCACCGAUGUAGACGACCGGUCUAGUGACAGUGGUGACCCCUACCUCAAUGACCUUCACGGAAUGUCAAGGCCACGAGCUCCACGGCGACAUACGGUGGGUGGGAACGACCUGAUGAAUGAGGGAGGAAGGGGAGACAAUCAGGACGAGGUUUUGGAUAUUGUAAUCCUUAGUGUGUUUCACGCAAUUAAAGUCAGAGGGAGGAUUGUGAUUCGUAACUGGUGGUGUAAACUGGUGGCCUACAUUCCAUUACAAGUACUGGUACUCGGUUUGAGGACUGCACAUUUCUGA